UCCGCUUUCGCAAUUUAACGCUCUCCUUUUCCUUCUCCCUUGUUGGCUUUCCCUGCUCUCUCUACAGUGAGUUGGGAAAAGAACCCGCUUCGCCUGAAUCUUCUUCGCCAAUCUGUUUUUCCAAUAGAAAUCGCUCAAAAACCGUAUACAAUAAGCUGUUCAGUGCAUGCAAUUGUGGAUUCUAGUUCAAAAAUCCGAAGACGGUUUACGCUUCUCACUCCAUGGCGAACAAUCCAGGCGAAACUCCAUCCGACGAUUUCCUCGAGCAGAUUUUACUGUUUCCUGGCUACGCCGGUGGCACUGAUGCUAGUAUGGUCGCGAACGAAGCGCCAAUGAUGCUGCAACUUGGUUCGGGUGACGGCUCGGCUCACUUAGGUGGAGUCGGGGGGAUUGGAGUUGGACUCGGAGUUGGCAUCGGCGGCGGUUACGGAGUUGGAAGCGGGGGCGGUGGUUUUCCGCUAGGGUUGAGCUUGGAACAAGGGAAGGGAGGAUUUAACGAGGCCUCCGGUAGCGGGAAGAGGUUCCACCGCGAUGAAGUUGAAUCUCGCGCUAAUUCUAUCAAACAGACAAUUCUACUCUCUCAGGGCUUUCCGGGGCAGCCAAUGGCAAAUCCAGUUCCUGUAGCGCCACAUCCACCUGCAAUUCGCCCAAGAGUACGAGCUAGACGAGGCCAAGCUACUGAUCCACAUAGCGUAGCUGAGAGGCUGCGCCGAGAAAGAAUAGCUGAAAGAAUAAGAGCACUGCAAGACUUAGUUCCAAGUGUCAACAAGACAGAUAGAGCAGCUAUGCUUGACGAAAUUGUGGAUUAUGUGAAGUUCUUGAGACUCCAAGUGAAGGUGUUGAGCAUGAGCAGAUUGGGAGGAGCCGGCGCUGUGGCGCCACUUGUGACAGACAUGCCAAUACCAUCUGUAGAGGAAGAAGGCAAUGACAGCGGACAAGCUCAACCAGCAUGGGAGAAGUGGUCAAAUGAUGGGACAGAACGACAGGUGGCAAAACUCAUGGAAGAAAAUGUGGGAGCUGCAAUGCAAUUCCUCCAGUCGAAGGCCCUCUGCAUCAUGCCCGUUUCCCUUGCCUCGGCCAUCUACCUCAGUCAGCCGCCGGAUACAUCUGUUCCGGUGAAACACGAGUCAUCGGAGCCCCAUCAAAACCCUCCAAAUUAACAGAGGUCAGCCACCUCCCCUUCAGUCCAAAACAAGAGUGAGUUGAAAUCUUUGUCAGAUACCUUUGUUCCGCCUUAAUUUAUCAAAGAGGGUGUGUCCCUUUGCUAGACUAAAGUAGUGAAGGGGGGGGGGGGGG
Molecule: messenger RNA, 1296 nt
Organism: Andrographis paniculata
Lineage: Eukaryota; Viridiplantae; Streptophyta; Magnoliopsida; Lamiales; Acanthaceae
Product: transcription factor UNE12-like
Exons: 6
Coding region: 222-1160 (312 amino acids)
Biological process (GO): regulation of transcription by RNA polymerase II
Cellular component (GO): nucleus
Molecular function (GO): RNA polymerase II cis-regulatory region sequence-specific DNA binding; protein dimerization activity; DNA-binding transcription factor activity, RNA polymerase II-specific
Source: RefSeq, a predicted model, not a curated record